GCACUAUAGAAAACUGAACUGAUCCACCUGAUAGGUGAAGCUCGGUGUGACGUCAGCUGGUCUGAGAUCAGCUGAUCGCUUCACUCUAUCUUACUGCUACUGGCUAUACAGCUGGCAGUUAUGACUCCAUUUGUCGACUUAACGACACAUUAUGAGCUCCUGGCCUUGCUGAGAAACUGAGAGCGUCUGGCUACCGAGAGGGGCGGAAGCUUCAGCUGCAGAUAAAUAAUGUCUUAUCUCUGAGGAUGGGAGGAAGCGGAUCCAAAGUCAAAGGUGCCUGGCCUUUCUCAGGCAGCGGAGGGGACUCAGGGGCCGAUGGAAACGAACAGUCUGUGGCCCGCCUGAAAGGUUCCAAAAAUGCAACGCCGUUUGUUUUUACCAGGAGGAGCUCCUUGUACUAUGAUGAGGACGGUGAUCUAGCCCAUGAAUUCUAUGAGGAGACGGUGGUUACGAAAAAUGGCAGAAAAAGGUCCAAGUUGAAAAGGAUCCAGAAGAAUUUGAUUCCACAGGGAGUGGUGAAGCUCGAUCACCCCUGCAUUCAUGUGGAUUUCCCCAUCAUCCUCUGUGAGGGGUAAAGAGUUUCUCAGCUUUGACCUUCUCAACACCUCUUGUUCCAGUCAGACAGGAUCAUGGUGAAGACUGGAAAAAUGACGGCUUGGAAAAACGUGGAAUACUCGGCUCACCUUUUGUUAAAAUGCAGCAUUUGAACUGUGAUUACAGAGAGCAUCAUUCCCUUUUUUUAACGGCACUAGUGGCUCGUUGUUUGGACAGUUGGCUGACAGGAAAUGGGGUAUGAGAGAGGGGGAGAGACAUGUGGCAAAGCACCACAGGUCGGAUUCAAAAGCGGGCCGGCCACAUGGAGGACUAAGGCCUUCAAUAGUUUGUGCUAACCAUUGCGCCACCGAAGCACGCUCCGAUCCUCUGUUGUCUUUACUUUGACUUUGCAGAAGUAGUCAUGGAAAUUGUUUAUUGUACAACAAUGAUCUGGCAUGAACACCAUCUUGGAGAAGUGUCUGUUUUGUUUCCCCUGUGAGUUUUGUUUUCUUCUUUUUUUACAGGGAGAAACUUCAAUGAUGUGAAAUGGCUGUAAUUGUUUCUGCCUUGUGUGAAACAGUACUGUGUGUGUUGAGCUGUACAGUUCUCUCUACAUGUUGGUUAGAUCUGUCGGAGACGGACGGAAGAAUAAAGGGUAGCAAUAAAAGAAGAUUUUUGAAGUUUCUAAUGCAUAUACUUUGUUCUGUCUGAGUCUGUCUUAGAGUUUAGAGCUCAGACCUGCACUAGUGAACAUAAUGUACUGUAAAUACUUUCUUAGUUGGAAAUACUUGAAUAAAUGGUUUACU
This is a messenger RNA of Cyprinodon variegatus (sheepshead minnow), 1340 nucleotides long. RefSeq names its product tumor suppressor candidate 2 (gene tusc2a). Lineage: Eukaryota; Metazoa; Chordata; Actinopteri; Cyprinodontiformes; Cyprinodontidae. Gene Ontology annotation, biological process: regulation of mitochondrial membrane potential; inflammatory response. The transcript is spliced from 4 exons. Gene Ontology annotation, cellular component: mitochondrion. The record is from RefSeq and is a predicted model, not a curated record. The coding region runs from base 246 to 575 and encodes 109 amino acids.